CGCUGAUUGGACAAUACUAGCAUUUUGGGGGUGAUCAGUUCAGUACCGGCAGCCAUAUUUUCUCACUUGAUUGUAGCUUGCGGUGUCGCAGUCACGCCGCCACCAGCGGUGCGCCGUGAGGAGCCAAGAGGUUCGGCGCUUAGAAGAAAUCUCGGCACUCGAGAGGGCAUAGUACUCUUCUCUUCUCCAUUUCCGCUACCUCUUUUUAUUUCGCUGGUUUCAUAUACUUCAAAGUUGUCUUAUUUCAUUCAUCUUGUCUAUUCAUAUAUUACACCUAUUUUAAGAACAAAAGUACUGCUCGACAUGCCUUCUGCAACAGUUUCCUCAUACACCCCGCUCGUCACAGAACAGCCGAAUGGCUACGACGGUAGAAACCAAGGGCAAAGCGGCACCGAGGCUGGUGCCUCUGGCGACAGCUCUGCUAACUCUAUUAGCCUAUCAACAGGUGGCAUGAUUGCCAUUAUUGUUGUCGUUGUCAUUGUAGCAAUCAUUGGAGCCGUCACCGCAACUCUCUUCUUCAUUGCAAAGAAACGCGAAUGGACUAUCAAGGAGACCAUUAGACGAUCGGCAGCCAAGGUCAAGAGAGUUAUGACACCAAAGCGAACCGAAUUCCCCGACUCCGUCAAGCGCCAGAUGGGUGGUUCGACUGGACGACGAGAUCGUCGACCAAGCACUUCCAGAUCCUCUGCCGAUGAUGUUGAAAAAGCUUGGCCAUUGCCAGCAGACAAAAAGCAGAGCCGUCGCUAGGUUAUCAAAGGUGGUAUGAAAUAUGCCCAGGCGCAUAUUCUUUCGUUUCGGUUACUGGAUAAUGAUUUUAUGGCGUUUUGUGGUACAGUCUUCGUCUUUUUCCAUCUCAAGGGGCUUGCUGAUAGUAUUGAGGUUGAACAUUUUGUGCAUUGUAGAGAUAUAUAGGUAGCACAAGUAAAUAUACCGCUUAUAAGGUACACCUUACAUCUUGCGAAAUGUGUUGGAGCUUGCGCUACGUCGGCCGGCAUUAGCUCGUCUCUUGGGUGCUUCUUGCUCUUCGGAUUCUCCAGGCUUCUUCCUCCUCGAUGCUGGCACAAAGGUAACAGAGCGUUCACCGACGAUGUCACCGCCACGUCUUCCUUCACGGCCACCCUUGGCUUGCCUAGAACCGAAUGCGGUAUCUUUGAGAGGUCGGCCGUGAUUCUGCGUCGAUGUAACUCGCAUAACCAUACCACCAGUAGUAGAAGGCUGCCCGCGAAUUUCAUCAUCGCUCGAGUCAUCAUCGGAGUCUUUGCCUUGGUAUCGGGUAGGCUUUGGAGCGGGCUCAGUCGGUUGAUCAACAACAGUGCUGGGGUUGAUAAGACGGAAUUCACGACUUGUUUCGUCCACCAUGAAUUCUUCAUCUUCGAACAGCUUCGUGAAACGGUCAUCACCGAGAAGACCAGCUUUGGUAUCAACCUUUUCACGGUUCUCCUGUUUCUUAAGCAACUUGUCGACCAGCUUCUGGUUAACCUUGACCUUCUUGGUUCCUCUGAUUCUGCUGGCACGUUCCUUCUCAACCUUAUCCUUGACGCGCUUAACUCUCUCUUCCUCCCAAGCAUAAGGAUUGACAAUAAGCUUGGCCUGCUCGUAUAGCUUAGUUGCAACAAAGUAUCCGUGCAUAUAAGGUCGUAGCAAAUUGCUCUUGCCCACCAGAUGUGCCAAGCUGAGUUGCUUGAGCUCGGGUAAUGUCAGGAACUUGUAGUUGUCGUAAGUUUCUGUGUGAAUCUCCUCUGCCAUCUCUUCCACCAUGUUGUCCAGGAACGCACACCAUUUUGGCGCGGGUCCAAGUUGAGGAACGAAGAAGGCGUGCUGCUGUUUGCCUUCAUUGGCAGUCAGAAGCAUACCGCUAUCCUUGCACCAUGCGACAUCGUUCAAAUCUACAAUAGGCUCGACUGACGUCCAUGGGUCACCGGUGGCUUCGUCCCAAAUCUUGAUAAUACGCUUGUCUGCGGACAUGAUCUUCUUUUCUUGUGAUGAUGUGGUCAUAUGUAUGAGAUUUUGCACAGCAAAACCAUAGCCAUGAUCCUUCUUUAACAGUGGUGUUGGGCGUCGCAAGUCGAAUAACUGGACCAUACCAGUUGACGAGCCGGUUGCCAGCGACAAGCCAGAACGGUGGAAAUCCAGGCAAGUGACCGCACCGUCAUGGCCGGCAAGGAGAGCUGCUCUGGACUUGGAUCGUGGAUCCCAGAACUCAACCGUUCCAAUAGAAGUACCAAAAGCGUGCAGAUUGUGCGACUCUUCGGCCGUGGCGACGCAGUUCACACUGCCAACAUCAAUGCCACCUUGCAGACCACCGCCAGUCAACUCAUCAUCACCACCAACGUCAACCUGAAACGACUUCAUGAAACGUCCCAUUUCCAAAUUCAGACGAAACACCUCGCCCUUGCCCUCGGCGUCGAUACCAACGGCUGGCACAAGCGCUUCGGUAGAGGGGCGAUCAUAGACAACGCCUCGACCAUAGCGUGGUAGACGCACUUCGUAGUGGCAGCCCAUUGGUGUGUGUAAUUCGAGUCGGCGGUCGGUCUGUAGAUGUAAUGAUUUUGAAUAAUCCGAAGAUAAGAGGACGAAGCUGUGGUUUAGAGAGUUGGUGUGGCGGGCAAAGGACAGGCCAAGCUGGGGAAGAUUAUGAACGUGCAUCUGAGGUUUGUAGGUGCCGGUGCUCAUGACCCAUUCACCAUCUUCACUGAUUCGAAUACAGUUACUAGCCUCUUCAAAUUCAAAAUCCUGGAGCAGCUCGACUCGGUUUUGGUACUCGGCAUCGUUCUUAAGACUUCGCUUGCGGCGACGAGCAAGCCAGUCUGGUAGUGGGCGUGCAGUAGAAGCACCGGAUAUAGUAUACACGGGCACGGUGCCCGGAUUCGAAAGCUUCAUGGCGACAAGAUUUUGGUAAAGUCCUGUCUUGUUGAAGAGGUGGUUGAAUAUUUCCAAGGCUGCAAAAUGCUACCAGCAAAAAAAAAGUUUGGGAAUAAUUCUGCCGUCUACAUCCAAAGAAAAAAUACAGGGACUCCACUUUUGGACGGCGGUCGGUGA
This is a messenger RNA of [Torrubiella] hemipterigena, 3039 nucleotides long. NCBI's taxonomy places the organism in Eukaryota, Fungi, Ascomycota, Sordariomycetes, Hypocreales, Clavicipitaceae. The record is from the annotation of a GenBank genome assembly.